This is a messenger RNA of Clarias gariepinus (North African catfish), 5109 nucleotides long. It is a transcript of the gene gpc5c, whose product is annotated as glypican 5c. Bases 186 to 1973 code for a protein of 595 amino acids. Lineage: Eukaryota; Metazoa; Chordata; Actinopteri; Siluriformes; Clariidae. Gene Ontology annotation, biological process: positive regulation of canonical Wnt signaling pathway; regulation of protein localization to membrane; cell migration. The transcript has 9 exons. The record is from RefSeq and is a predicted model, not a curated record. Gene Ontology annotation, cellular component: plasma membrane; cell surface; extracellular region.
UGCAGUACUCUUGACAGAUCAGAAGUGCCCCACACCAGCCCUCAGCUCUCUCCUCUCCCGGUCACAUGCACUCAGUGAAUCAUGUGAAGAAGCGGUGAAGAGUUUGAUCGCGGUUUCCUUCUUUGCACUUGGUUGCGAUUUGGGGUUUCGUGAUUCGUGCAGACGUCCACACAGGAGAUGCUGCCAUGUCCCGAGUUCUGCUCCCGCGACUGAACGUGUGCUGGAUGGCGGUGCUGGUGCUCGCGCACCUGGCCGUGGCGUCCGCUGCGCGCGCGCACACCUGCAGCGAGGUGAAAACUGCUUUCCAGCUGCGGCAGAUCGGUCCGGUGAAGUGGGUACCGGAAGCACCUGCCACAGAUGCGAACCUGUUGGUGUGUAAGCAUGCUGGACCAUCCUGCUGUAAUCGUAAGAUGGAGGAAAGCUACAAAGUGGCAGCCUUGAGGGAUACUGUUCAGAAUAUCAAGUCAUACACCUUCGAACUCAAAUACCUGCUCUCGAGCCAUGCUGCUGCCUUUCAUGAUACAUACCAGUCAUUGUUCACUUUCUCCCAAGGCCACCUGCUCUCUCUUUUCGAGAGCACCUACACCUCUCUUUCUGGUAGAAUUGCUCCCCAUGUCAAUUCCCUCUUCUCCAGUCUCUCCACUUUUAUCCAGGACACCUCCAACACUUCUGUGGAUGCCACUGUCUACCGCUUCUACGACGACCUGUUCAUGUUAGUCCACAACCACAUCAUCAGGCCGGGCACUCUUGAGGAUAGUGACCUCUCUGAAUGCCUCCGUGCCACUCGCCAGGACGUGAAUCCGUUCGGCCGUCAUGCUCAAGCUAUGGUCGAGGAGUUAGCAGGUGCCAUGGAGGCCGCUAGGACGUUAACAAGAGCAUUCUCCAUGGGUGAAAACUUGAUGAAUAUCACAGAAAUGGCACCAUUGACCAACGAGUGUAAACGAGCACUUCUAAAGAUGCAAUACUGCCCGCAUUGCCAGGGUUUAACUCUCAUACGUCCUUGUCUUGAGUUCUGCCUUAAUGUAAUGCGUGGAUGCCUGGCCAAUGUGGCAGAGCUAGAUAUGCCAUGGAGGCAGUAUGUGGCUAUCCUGGAGGACCUUACACACAAAGUCGCUGGAGAACACAGCCUGGAACUUGCCCUCCUUGGGGUUAAAAGUCAUGUUAAUGAUGCCAUCCUGCACGCACAGCUACAAGAACCCAGAAUCAGUGCUACUGUGGAUAAAGUAUGUGGCCAGUCUGUAACUGAGAUGCAAACUGCUCACCCCAACACUGCUAGGAUGAUUUCCUCAGCAACACUUGGCCCAGAACCCACAACUAACCAGUCAGACUCUAACAUCGGGAAACAGCUGGAAAGAUUAUCCCAUCUACACAGCUCUCUCCCUCUGAAACCCAACAAACACAAUAAAGAUAGAAGUCUAAAAGAGAUUUCUCGGGAGUUCAUCAAGUACAUCGUACGCUACAAGGCAUUUUUUGCAGCCCUUCCAGAGAUGCUCUGUGAAGGAGAGGUGGUGCGAGAUGAACCCACGUGCUGGAGCGGAAACGACGUUGUGGAGAGUUAUAAAGGGCGAGUGGUGGGCAACGGACUUCUUGCUCAGAGAAAGAAUCCUGAAGUGAAAGUCAAAGUUCCAGAUGUUCAACUAGCAGAAAUCAAGGAGAGACUUGAGCACUUCAACCAGGAGACACAACAGCGUAUGCCAGGACUGGGACACAGGGAUUCAUGGGAAGACCUGGGCAGUGGUGAGGACAGCAGUGGAGAGUGUGACGAUGAGGAUGGUUGCCAGGGGUCAGGGGAAGGCACAACUAAAUCCUCUAACACAGACUCUAGUGUCGACACUGAGGUGGUGGUGAAAUCUCCUCCUCACAAGGCUCCUGUUGGACGUUUCAAACCUGAUCGCAGCAGUGCCCCUCAUCUUGUUCUUUCCUCCUUCACCACCCUUAUCCUCAUCCUGGGACAGCUAUGGACCUUGAACUGAGAUGUUGAGGAUAUGCAGAAUUAUGCAUAAAAAAAAAGAAAAAACACACACAAGAUCUUCUUCUGUCUGGAUGCUUAUGUCUAGCUCCAUAUUGUCUUCCAAGACUGCUGCCAUUUUUCAUGGCAGCAAAGAUUUAAUAUAUUCUUAAAACAUGUUCUUUUACAUGCACGCACACACACACACACACACACACACACACACACACACACACACACACACACACACACACACGCACACACAUACAAUCAAGCAUAUCAAUAGUCAUAACUUCUUUUAAUCAUAUUUUCUCAGAUUAAAUGUUACUUAAAUAUCACUUAACCUUCAACCAGUCAGCGAAAUGCAUGACAGAAGCACUUCUCAAAAAGCUAUGAUGAGCAGGGAAUGUUCUUGUUAACACAUACACACAGUGGAAGGAAGAGAAAUACAGUAUAUAUUGCUAUGCUUAAUUAAGUACAUUUAUAGUUAUGAUUCCAUAGUAAAUAAAUGAAAAUACCACAUUUAAUCCCAACCUAUUGUAUUUAACAUGACCCACUUUAAUGCACACGGAAUAACACGUUUUAACCAUCAUGGCAUUGAUAGAGUCAACAAAAAAUGCAUCAAUUAUCUGUUUAAUAGUUUCAGUGUCAUUUAUUUAAAUAAUCACUUUAUCAACGCCAAUAGAGAGAAACUAGUAGGGUCAGAUGUGCCAUGUGACUUUUAAAAAUGUACUGAUAGCAAUGGAUAUGCAUCGCUUAUACUGUAUGCAAAGAUUUUCAGCAAUUCUGCAGAAUUCACCUUGGCGUUAAUAUGUGGAAUAUUUCUUCUUGUUGUAUGUUCACCUUUACUACCUAAGUUACUACUAUUAUUGAUGGGCUAGCUAAUUUCCAUUCACGCUAACAUAUUUCUGACUUGUCAUAUCAAGUCAGGUGUUUGGUCACACAGGUUAAUUCUGCUCUGUGGCCAAUAGAGGGCAGUAAGUGAAAGGUAUCAAUUGCUUAAUUCAGCGGCAAAAAUAUUCCUGACUUGAGGAACUUUAUUUCUUUAACAUUGUUGCAAAAAUGAGGCUGAGCGUUUCCUUUUUCUUAUUAUGUCAUGAAUCUUUAUUUACUUGUUGAAUUAUUCUAGAAAUAGAAUUCAAGCGUUUUUCCCUCUCAUCCUCGUAAAAAAAAAAAUAAAAUAAAAAACUCACACUGGCCAUAUCUCAGCAACAAACUUGGUAUUAAAAUGAAGGUCAUUGAACCCAAAUCACCUAAAAUGCAACUUAAUACAGUAUCUGAUCUGAUACUGUAUGACUGGUCACACUUUACAUUUAAAUAAGCAAUAAUGGUAUAUUUAAUGUUUUUCUCCUUUCGUAUUUGCUGAGACAGAACCAUGUUGCACACCUUUAUGUAUUUUUGCAUAGCAUUCUGAUGACAGUUCCAUGUUUCUAUUACUGGUAAGAAAAUGCUUUGUGUUUUUCUCUUUAACGUUAUCGACAUCAGAUGCACAGUGAACAUUAGCAUAGCAUAUGUAUAAAUGUAUAUAUUUAAGGUCAUUCACUGUUUUGUCUGUGCAUUUUUUUUCUUUUGUAUUGUGAAAGGUGCAGUGAGAAAAGCAAUGAAUUCUUGUAGUGCUUUUUACAGAAAGUUUAUAUUCCCACACUUCUGGAAUGAUUUACAUUUGAGAUUCCUUUGGCCUUGGAAUCUAAGCGACUAAAUAAAACAAACAAACAAACAAAACAAAAACAGACAAUAACAGCCACUUCAUUUAAACCUGCAAGACUCAAAUUUUUCCCUCUUGUUUUCACAUUAACAACAUUUUUGUAUUUUUUUUCCCUUCAACUUAAAGAAACAGCAAUAUGUAUGUUUAAUAAAUGCCCUUUGCUUGUACUAAUAUGAAGAUGGAAACCCUGUCCAUGAAGGAAUUUAAUAAGUCACAUUGCAAGUGCAAAAAUGAUUUGCUUUGCAUUUAGUCCAACAUUUAAUUUUCACCUUUAAAUAGAAACAGUCUUGCAUAUAUUGUUGCAUAUUGCACAUUAAUUAAGGUAUGUUGCCUUGAUAGUAAACAUUGUUAUCAAGUUUGUGGAAGUAACUCACUACAUGUUCUGCUUUUUAAUCAACUAAAAAAUCUACCUAAAAAAAAAAAAAGGCUUUUAUUACUGAACACACAAUGAAUUAUGUGUUAUGGUAUACUGAGUCCUUUUGCAUCUUCAAAAACUGUGGCUAGAAAGUGACAAAGUUGAACCUAGAGUUCCUUUAAUUGACCUGUUUUCUUAAUAACACUUGGGGCAGAAAUAUACUUGAUUUUAUGCAUGCAUGAUGGGUGCCUUAUGUAUCAUGUAUUCGUUUGGUGCAUAGCUUGUGCAUGUCCUCAGAAAUUAAUGUGAUGUGCCUAUACGUGCCUGCAAGAUGACAUGCCAUGCAUGUAAAUAGUAGGGGCAGUAUAGUCAGCAGGCACAUCAGAAAUGGCUGAAGAAUUUGUUCCAAAAGUUCCUGAGUGUAGGUGUAUGAUGUAUCUUAGAUGCUGCACAGUCACAGACAAAUAUGCAUGUCAAAAACACUUGGCAUGCGAUAAGUUUUUAGCAAAAAAAAAAAUUGCUUCUCGAAUGUUGCGAGAUUUGUUUACUUGAUGCCAAAUUGUCUGAUGGCAGACAGUGCCCCCCACUGGAACACUGUUGUGCUUUGAUUUAGCUAAACAAAUAUGUUCAUGACAUUGAAGGUUGACGGUCGGCUACACAAAUGCAUAGUUUAGCAGCAAAUAUAUUUCUGCCCUUUCUUUCAUUUUAUUUUUGAUUAUGUGCCAUCAAUAUGUGGGUUAAUACAAAUGUAUGUAGCCUAAGCCAAAAGUGAAAACAUGUUUUAAAAUAAAUUUAAUUAUGAGGUGAUUUAACAAGACAUGACAUUAAUCUGAAAAUCUGACUCAAGUUAAUUGUCAGUUAACUGAAUGUACAGUAUAAUAACAUAACUGUCCUGAAUUUAAGAUUUCUACAUUACAUGUUAAUGUAAGUCAACUUACAGUACAUGCUUAUUUGAAACAUGGUUGUAUAAGUACAGUAUGUUGGACACCUUUAAAAGCCUUAUUUGUUUGUGCUUGUUUAAACAGGGGGCCUUGCCAUAAAGUCAUUAUUUCUACGUACAAUUUCAUUAACAUGUUGUUUUAAAUAAAUCUCUACAUUUUA